This is a messenger RNA of Xenopus laevis (African clawed frog), 1545 nucleotides long. It is a transcript of the gene gpx2.L, whose product is annotated as glutathione peroxidase 2 L homeolog. The record is from RefSeq and is marked reviewed. The transcript is spliced from 2 exons. Lineage: Eukaryota; Metazoa; Chordata; Amphibia; Anura; Pipidae.
AGUAGAUCAUUCUUAUUCAACUGGAGUCAACAAUGGCUUAUAUAGCAAAGUCUUUCUAUGACCUUUAUGCUACAAACUUAGAUGGGGAGAAAGUAGAUUUCAAUGUGUUUAGGGGAAGAGUGGUUUUGAUAGAAAAUGUUGCUUCACUUUGAGAUACCACAGUUAGGGAUUAUACCCAGCUGAAUGAGCUGCAGACUAAGUAUCCACGACGGCUUGUAGUGCUGGGUUUCCCGUGCAAUCAGUUUGGCUAUCAGGAAAACUGUAAAAAUGAAGAGAUUCUCAAUUCCUUGAAAUAUGUUCGACCCGGAAAAGGCUUUGAACCAGGAUUCACCCUGUUCCAGAAAUGUGAUGUUAAUGGAAAAGAUACUCACCCUGUUUUUGCUUACUUAAAGGACAAACUACCAGCCCCUGACAAUGAGCCUGCAGCCCUUAUUAGUGACCCCAGAUACAUUGUAUGGAAUCCACUCCAUCGUUCUGACAUUUCCUGGAACUUUGAGAAGUUUCUUAUAGGUCCUGAAGGAGAACCAUUCAAGAGAUACAGCAAAAAAUUUCAAACCAUCAGUAUAGAACCUGACAUCCAGAGACUUCUUAAGCUCACCAAAAACAUCUAGACUCAUAUGUUUGCAUGUAUGAAUGUGUAAAAACCCUGGUGCAUUUCAUAUGUUUCCUUGCAGAAGUAUACACUGCUGAGAGAAGAGUAAGCUUCUACAAAAGGUUUUAGUGCAGAGGUCCCCAACCUUUUUUACCCGUGAGCCACAUUCAGAUGUAAAAAGAGUCAGGAAGCAAUGCAAGUAUAAAAAAUAUUCCUGGGUAGCCUCUAUGUGGACUGGCUGCUACAAGAGGCUCUGUUUGGCAGUACACCUGUUUUUUAUGCAACCAAAACUUGCCUCCAAAACAGAAAUUCAAAAAUACACACCUGCUUUGUGGCCAUUGGGAACAUCCAAGGGGUUGGUAGAAACAUGUUGCUCGAAAGCCACUGGUUGUGGAUCACUAGAUUAGUGUGUCUGUGCUCAGUUCUCUUUGUGGACUAAUGGGGAUUUUAAAAUGAAAACCCUCAAUUGUCAACUGAACAAUUAUUCUGCUGUAUGAGACUUUGCCAUGCAGUUAACUGUAUGUUACAUUUUUAAAUAAUACAAUAUUUACUGCUCCCCCCCAUAAACCAUUAGAAAUGGUGGUUAGUGUUGUGGAGAGGCUCAGUAGUGAGAGUCUUAACUUUUACCCACUCAUUUUUCUUUCCUCAGAGGGACAACUGUUUCUAAAUUUUGCCCACAGGCCCACCCUUAUAACAACUACACACAGGGCCAUGGUGGCCAUUGCAUAUUAAAAAGUAAUAGGCCAACAGUUAUCUUAUAAUUAUUACAAAACAGUCAAAAAUGGGUUUCAGGAUCAGCAGAUUAUCGGUGUUCAGAUGUAAACCUUGUUCUUGAUGACUGUAUUCUUUGAAAACCUGUUAGAAGGAUACAUGAAUAUUUUUACAGGACUGUGUCUGGACACUGCUGUAUUCAGCCUGUAUGAACUCAAAUAAACAUCAUAUGUGCUACAAAA